AUGUCAUCUGAUGUUACAAGUUCCUCAACCAGUGUCAUGUCUAAUCUUCCAACAGUUGAACAUGUGAAGGCAUGGAGUCGAGAUGAAGUUAAAACGUUUUUGCAAAAGAACAAAGCUAGAUUAGACCUUGAAUACAGAGAUAUCGAAAUAUUAUAUAAUCAGAGGGUUAAGGGUAGCAACUUCUUUGAUUUUACUGCAAUGGAUUUUGAGAGAUGGGGAAUACCAGGUGGACCAGCUAAAGAAAUUGAUAAGUUGAUCAAAGAAAUUAAAGGAGAGCUACCCGUUGCAACCACUUCCCAUCAACCCACUUCCAUGGGAACUCUCACAAAUCUCUUUGGGCAAAUG
This is a messenger RNA of Paraglomus brasilianum, 345 nucleotides long. NCBI's taxonomy places the organism in Eukaryota, Fungi, Glomeromycota, Glomeromycetes, Paraglomerales, Paraglomeraceae. The record is from the annotation of a GenBank genome assembly.